CUUUUCCUCUCCGUUCAGUCGUUCUCAGUUGUCGGUGAGGCCGGCGGGGCGGAUCCCAAGUUAAAUCGGAAGAGAAAUCAAAAGGCAAACAAAUCAACCCUUCGGCUUAUUUACUUCUGACUAUUGCUGUUCUCCCUUGUGGAUAUAUUGCUCAAAAAGAUGCCCUCGGCAACAAAUGGCACCAGGACUCUGAAGUCUGCCAGCCCAGACUUGGGAUCUGCUCCCGGAUCAAUGAACCAAAACACAGCCAGCAACCAGUCAGAGGCCAUGAAGCAGUUGCUGGUGGUUCUUGAAAAGAAAGUGCGCAAUAUGGAGAAGAAAAAGGGCAAGCUUGAUGAUUACCAUGCCAGGAACAUCAAAGGAGAACGUCUCAACCAGGACCAGCUGGAAGCACUGACUAAGUACCAGGAAGUAACUCAUAAUCUGGAGUUUGCACGGGAGCUGCACAAAAGCUUUUUGGCUUUGGGUCAAGAAAUCCAGAAGACAGUUAAGAAAACGGCACGCCGUGAGCAGCUGCUGCGAGAAGAGCUUGAGCAGAAAAGGCUGAAAAGGGUUCUGGAGCUGCAGUUUCUCCUUGACCGACUUGGGGAUGAAAAUGUGCGGCAGGAGCUGUUGCAAGGAGCUGGAGGUCCCCCGGUCCUUAUUGAGGUUGACCUUACGGCUUUGGAUGAGUUUUACAAGCUUGUGGGACCUGAACGUGACCAAAACAUCAGGUUGACUGACCAGUAUCAAGGAGCAUCUCAGCACUUAUGGGACCUCUUGGAGGGGAAGGACAAGCCUGUAGCAGGAACAACAUAUAAAGCACUGAAUGAGACAUUGGAGCGAGUUUUGCAGAGCGGUUCCUUGGACAGAGUGCAGUCUCAUCAGAAUGGAGUUUGUGCAGAGGAGGAAGAGCAGUCGACUGCAGUCGAGGUGCCUGAAGUCGAGGAGCACCCUGCAGACAAGGAGGGUGUAAUGCCAGAAGAGUAUACAGAACCCAUUCCUAUUGAGCCAACAGAGUUUGUAAAUAGGCAGUUAAUUUCAGAGACCACAUACAGUAGUGGAGACAAGGAGCAAGUAGAGGAAUGGAGUGCAGAAACUCAGGUUGUAAACUCCAUGCAGCAGCCAGUGCAAGCUGCUCCCACUCCUGUUGUCCCAGAGCCCCAUCCGUUGACCACGGUGAACCCCACGUCCCCGUCUGACCCUGUGAUAAGGAAACAGGUGGUUCAGGAUCUCAUGGCCCAAAUGCAGGGACCAUACAACUUCAUCCAGGAUUCUAUGCUGGAGUUUGAUGGGCAGGCCCUCGAUCCAGCUAUUGUAUUGGCACAGCCCAUGAAGCCGGCCCCAAGUAUGGACUUGCCUCCAAUGUUGUGUCAACCAGCUCACCCAGACUCCCGUCUCGCACAGCCGCCAGCUGUUGCCAUUCAACCCGAACCUACACAAAUCCCCAUGGUCUCUCCAUCACCAGAAACCUUCUCCACACAGCCCUCACUGUACCAGUCCUCCCACACAAUUGAUCCUCAACAGCAAACAGACUCUAUUGAUCCGAUUCUGGCCUCUAUGCCCCUGACAGAGCAGCCAUCUCCAGCCUCCCAAACACAAGCGUUCCAGUCCGGCUCCAAACCCCUGCACAGCGGUGGCAUCAAUGUCAAUGCUGCACCAUUCCAAUCCAUGCAGACGGUGUUCAACCUUAAUGCACCCGUCCCGCCAGCUGAUGAUACAGACUCAAUGAAGCAGACCGGGCCGUACCAGAAUAGCUACAACCAGGGUUUUAAUAGCCAGACGCAGCCCCCUAUGGAACAAGCGGACAUGCCGCCAGAGCAGCUCCAGUCUGUGGUCGGUGCCUUUCAUUCUCAAGACCAAUCGCUGCCCAACUCCACUGGCCACCAGCCAAUGUCCCAGCAACCAAGUGGCCAGGGCAACGGGUUCAGCCGGCAGACACAGUCCUUCUAUAACAGCAGAGGAAUGUCUCGCGGCGGUCCUCGGAACUCACGCGGCGUGAUGAACGGCUACAGAGGACCAUCCAAUGGUUUCAGAGGGGGAUAUGACGGUUAUCGCCCACCUUUCUCCAACUCUGCAAAUUCAGGAUAUGGUCAACCCCAGUUCAGUACACCACGGGACUACUCUAACAGUAACUACCAGAGGGACGGUUACCAACAGAACUAUAAACGUGGUGCUGUUCAAGGUUCCCGAGGGGCGCCCCGAGGAAAUGCUCCAGCCAUGCGAUCUUAAGCCUUGUACACUGACCUUGUAUCCUGGACCACACUGAACAUUCAAAAUUGAAAAGUGCAUACGUCCUGCCCCCUGCAUUGAACAAACAAAGCCUAUUCUGAAAUGCUGAAUUUUAAACGGUUCAAACAUUCAGAACACAAGCUGAAUACUGAAGAUUUUAAUGCUACCCUGUGUUUCUAACAGACUCCUGUGAACUUGAAAGACUUGGUUAAUUUAUUUUUUGUAUCAAAUAAAACUCUCAUACCUACCACA
Triplophysa rosa is the source of this 2463-nucleotide messenger RNA. It is a transcript of the gene caprin1b, whose product is annotated as cell cycle associated protein 1b. The record is from RefSeq and is a predicted model, not a curated record. NCBI's taxonomy places the organism in Eukaryota, Metazoa, Chordata, Actinopteri, Cypriniformes, Nemacheilidae. Gene Ontology annotation, cellular component: cytoplasm. Gene Ontology annotation, molecular function: RNA binding. The transcript is spliced from 18 exons. Bases 160 to 2211 code for a protein of 683 amino acids.